Messenger RNA from Lachancea nothofagi CBS 11611, 3300 nucleotides. The record is from the annotation of a GenBank genome assembly. Lineage: Eukaryota; Fungi; Ascomycota; Saccharomycetes; Saccharomycetales; Saccharomycetaceae.
AUGACUCAGCAAGACACCCACAUGGUGGAAACGGAGCUCCUGGAGGACUUUUUGUUCGCAGGGACCGAGUCUGGAAACGCCAGCUACUCGCUUGGCGACGACGCCGAAAAAGCUCCGGACGACGACUUGUUCAGCACUUUCAUCAACACCGAAAUGCUGCAACAGCCCUCCAACUACACUAUCCACUCCCAGCAAGCCCCCAUGUCGUCUACAUCGUCGCUGAUGCCUCGAUUGGGCUCGCCAGACCUCUUGGACGGUAUCACCGAGGCAGAGUCCCACAAAAGCAAGAAGUCUGUGAGUCCCUUGGAGCCCCUGCCCGUCAUGAACUCCAGCGGUGGUACGCAGAUGAGCCAUUCUGACGACCAGGUCCGUUAUCAGACCCAGACUGAACUUCCCGACGUCAGUUUGGAUUCUGCCGCAGCUGCCUCGGAACACCAGCCCAUGAGCUAUAGCCAGGGUUGCGAGCGCUUGGUGGAUCACACUUUGCAAUUUGGGAGAACAAAAGCCAUCCAGUCAGUAUACCUCAACUCCACUGACUUUUUGAGCAUCCAAGAAGAUACAUUGCCCUACAAACUCGAAAUCUCUGGAAUGCCCUCGACAUCGCGUGUUGAGACCCAAAUCAAGCUAGAAUUAGCCAUUUCACCUCCCCCACGCGAAUACAUUUUUCAUUUGCCCACCGACUGCAUCACUAAACAAAAAUGGUACUUGGAGGAUGACAUCAGCACUUACCCAAACCAAAUGCAGAAGGAAAUGUUAUACCUUGAAAGUUUCUUGAUUUGCGCAUCAAAUGGGAAGCCCACGUACGUUUGCAGUCGAUGUGUGAAACGUGAACAGCGCAGAGCGUCCAGACGUAAAUCCGGACUCUGUGACAACAUGCUUUGGUGUAACAACGAAAACAGACGUGCUGUUGUUUUUAACAGUAGGCAAGUUUUCUCCAUCAAAGACCACAAUUGCAAUGAUCAGUCUAAGUCUUUUGACCUCUCAACGAGAAUUGUCUGUUAUUGCCGGCAUCACAAAGAGCCAGAAGGUUUUAAGAUAAUGUUCAUCUUAAGAAACUUCAAUCAGGACGUUCUCGCAAAAAGCGUCACAGGUCCCAUUAUGAUUAUGGACAAGAAAUCUAACAAAGAAACAUCAGCCAAUGUGUCUCGUCAAGAUUCUGUCAUUGAUUUGAACAACACAACAGACGGAUCCAGAAGUGAGCGAAGCGAGGUUCCUCAUGUCACGUCCACAAGCGACCUCAGCGGUAUGGAAAACUACGAUUCAAGAGACGAAUUGGUUAAUCUAGCCAUUAAAGGAGAGCAGAUGCUAUCCCCGACCUCCAUGGGAGGCGACAGUUCCGAGGCUCACGCUACCGAUGCUAAUGCUGCUGAUUCUCAAUCUAGGAGUGCAGCCCAGUCUUCAUCCUCAAGAACUGACAAGACUUCAGGCUACAAGCGGAAAAGAAUAUCAGAGGAUUACAGACAUCGCCCUAACUUUUCCAUCCACGAUUUUGUGAAACCUUUGCCGGUCUCUAAUUUCGGGAACUCUUUAUCCACAUCAUCAUCCAGUCAAUCGAUACCUCAGCUUCAACAUGCCGCAAACCCAACGGCGUCUUUAAUGACUGCUACAAACAGUAUGCUGCGAGAAAUCUCGGAUUUGAACGACGCUUCUCAUGUACCUCGUCCUUUUAUUCAUCGUGUCAUUCCUGCCCAGGGCCCAGUAAAAGGCGGAAUUGAAAUAACGCUUUUGGGAUCUAACUUUAAACCAGGCAUGAUAGUGAAAUUUGGCGAGAACCGGGCACUGUCGACCCAAUGUUGGUCGGAAUCUACCCUUGUGACGUAUUUGCCACCUUCUUCAAAAGCCGGAGAAGUUUUAGUAACUGUUUUCGAGAAAGAAGAUCAGCACACUGAACUACUGGGAACAAUGUCCAGUAGCAAAGCCAUAUUCACUUACGUGGAUGACACCGACAGGCAACUCAUUGAACUAGCACUACAGAUUGUUGGUUUAAAGAUGAACGGGAAGCUAGAAGACGCACGGAAUAUCGCUAAGCGCAUUGUUGGUCAUGAUAGCGGCUCCUCGAGCAAUUCGCCAAACUCUAAUACUGCCAAUGCACCUCAAAAUAGUUACAACAACGGCCCUAGUCAAGUACUCUUCUCUGAUGAAUCUUUGCUGUUGAGAGUGCUCAAGUUAUUAAAUUCCAGCUCCAAUUUAUCGAUGUGUGAUGAGGAGGGUCAAACCAUGCUCCAUCUUGCAUGCUUAAAGGGUUAUUAUCAAUUCGUGUUGGCCUUAGUAAGAAAAGGUGCUCGUGUAGAAGCCAAAGACUCCUUUGGUUUCUCACCUCUACACUUUGCGUGUUUGAAUGGUGAUGUUCGGAUCAUUAAGUUGCUAGUGCAAUGCAAAGCUAAUGUCCAAUCCGAGGCCAUGAAUGGCACGAGUCCUCGCGACCUGUUCAUCGCUAAUCAUGACACAGAUGAUGAAAGGUACGAAGAUUACUUGAAUGAGGUUUUAGAUGCUUUGGAUAUUGAUGUGAGCAGUGAAGAGCACUCGACAAGCAUGGGUAGAAAGCUUUCGGAUAGCAGCUUCCAUUCUAGCGUAUUUGAUGCAGGGUCGUUAGCAUCUUUGAAUGAUAAUUUGCAAGUGCAUAUCUCCAAAAUGACUGAGGACACUUUGUCUGAUGAUGACGACGACCUUGAUGAUUAUGAGGAGGACGGAGAUGAAGGUCUUCUGCAGGAUGAUGAAGAGUCUGUACAUGUCGAUCGCAAUACCACAUCGCGCGAAGUUUCUCCCACUGUAUCACACAACCAUCCAAACUCAAUAAGCAGUAACCACCACAAUAACACGACAGAAAACUCGAUAUGGAAUCGUAUGUUGACUGCGUUGAACGAUGAGCUUCCCAAGUACGACGAUCUUUUCCCAAUUCCUGGUAAAGAGAAGCAUAUUCGUGCGCUAGAGUCCACGCCAGGUCCGGAGCAAUUAACAACCAUGCCCUCGAGUGCUGUGGAAGAUUCUCAAACGUCUUCUGAAGAUGAAGAGGAUGCCCUUCAGGCACGUCUCAAUAGAUUUUUCCAGCAAAGACAAAACUUCCAAAACGAUAAGAUGCUUCUAUUUUUCUGGCUGCCCCUAACCAUUAUCCUACUUUCCUCGUUUCUCAUUAUCGAGUUUGGACACGAUGGUAACAGAAUACACCACUGGUCAGAGGCUGUUUCGGAAUACUUAAGGGUGGGCUUAGCCAAAGUUAUGCUGGGAAAUGAACGAGUAAAGGGAGCAUUCAAGGGCUCUUUGUACAGUCUUCAAGCAGGUAUAGUCGAGGGAACGAGCUAG